Acanthopagrus latus (yellowfin seabream) is the source of this 6297-nucleotide messenger RNA. It is a transcript of the gene gpc1b, whose product is annotated as glypican 1b. Bases 1057 to 2766 code for a protein of 569 amino acids. The transcript is spliced from 10 exons. Gene Ontology annotation, cellular component: extracellular region; synapse; plasma membrane. Gene Ontology annotation, biological process: cell migration; negative regulation of fibroblast growth factor receptor signaling pathway; regulation of protein localization to membrane. NCBI's taxonomy places the organism in Eukaryota, Metazoa, Chordata, Actinopteri, Spariformes, Sparidae. Gene Ontology annotation, molecular function: fibroblast growth factor binding. The record is from RefSeq and is a predicted model, not a curated record.
ACAGUAAGGGUGUGUUUGUGUCCAUCUGAAUACCUUUUGUGUAAAUCCAGGUGAACUGAUUAGGUAAAGUGACAGGCUGAUCAAGCAGGAAACACAGAAGAAAAGGGAGAGCAACGUGAAGCUGAGGUUACAGAGAAGGCGGUCAGGAUGCUCGUCACCGCAGGGCCUUUGGGCGAGCGGGGCUGGAUUCAGUUAGGUGUCUCUACCAUGGAGAAAGUAAUACGAUGAAAAUGGAAAUGCCACAACCUGCAGUCUAUCUAGCGCAACCAGCUGCACACACUGACACUGAAUAAUAACAGAGAUGAUGUAUUUUAACCCAUAAAUCUGGCACUACCAGUUGAGCCAGACUCUGCCAGCCGAGGGUUUAGACACCUGGAAGCUCCUUGUUUGUAAGAAAAUGAAAAUACGUAUUAAAACCUUUCCACCCAGCAACAAGACUGAGACCUUUGAGCACCGAGCUCAGAACAGGAUUGCCAUCGUGUCUGCACACUUCUGCUCCUCUUUGAUAUUUCUCUGCUGUCGUCUACGUGGGCGCAUCAGAAGCUUUGAUAAAUAUUUUGUAUGUUUGAUAAGAGCGGGAGAAAAGCUCCCCUUUGUCUUUAUUGUCUUUGGAAAACUGACAGAUUAAUCUAAAAAAAAAACCUUCAUUCUUUUCUUUAUCCGAGCACAAAUGUCUCAAUGUGAUUUGUUGUUUCCCCGCUCCACAUCGCUGGUGCAUCCUUGUUUUUGUUUUUCUUGUGUUUUGAACAUAGUGUGCUUGUGUGUGUGUGUGUGUGUGUGUGUGUGUGUGUGCAGGAUCGUGUCUUAUGAAUAUGAAUACUGGGGAGGAAUCUUCAAAAGUAAAACAUUUUUCACAGCCAGUCAAAGUGUUGCAUCAUACACGAUCUACUCCCCUAAAACGAGCAUCGCCAACGUGAGAUUUUGUUCGCCUCAGGCUUCCGUCGAUGUGGGUGAUGCUUGUUGAGAUUUCGGCUCCGGCUUUGACGGCAGGUUUAAUCAACUUCGAGGCCCCUCCGCUUUAAAUCCUCACACGUUAUUUGGUUGUUUGUAUGUUUCAUGGCACAUAAAAACCCAGAGAUUACAGAUCCCUUUUUUUUCUUACUUCCGUGGAUUCUUCUAAGUUUGUGUAUCCACGUGUGUGUGUGUGUGUGCGUGCACAUAUUUGCACAGGCAUGCGUGUCAGGAGCGCUCAUUAAAACUGUAUGGGAGCUGAUGCUGUACUCCUGCUCCACUGCUCCCGUUUCCAGCACAGUUCUCCACAUCUUGCCAGGGGAGCACCUGCGCACCUGUCCCCAGGGCUACACCUGCUGCACCAGCGGCAUGGAGGACGAACUGGCCACGCUGAGCCGCAGGGAGAUGGAGGGGCUGCUCAGAGACGCCGGCCGGUCCUUACAGAACUCCCUCACCGGACAGUACAAGGCCUUCGACGGUUACUUCCUGGAGCUGCUCAACCGCUCAGAUAUCAGUCUACAGGAGACUUUCACCCAAACGUACGGCCUCCUCUACUCCCAGAACUGGCAGGUCUUCUCCGACCUUUACACGGAUCUGAGGCACUACUACCGAGGCUCCAACGUCAACCUGGAGGAGGUGCUCAACGAGUUCUGGUCCAGGCUGCUGGAGAAGCUCUUCCAACAUGCGAACAAGCAAUACGCCCCUGCAGGUGAGGACUACUUGGACUGCGUGUCCAAGCAGAUGGAGACACUACGGCCCUUCGGAGACAUACCCCGUAUUAUGAAGAUGAUUGUGACGCGCACGUUUGUCGCGGCGCGUUCCUUCGUUCAGGGGCUGGUGGUCAGCGGGGAGGUGGUGCGCAAGGUGUCCCAGGUGCAGCUGAGCCAGGAGUGCACGCGGGCCAUGAUGAGGCUGACUUACUGUCCCCACUGCCGCGGCAUGGCCUCCGCCAGGCCCUGUGCCAACUACUGCAGCAACGUCAUGAAGGGCUGUCUGGCCAACCAGGCUGACCUCAACACCGAGUGGAGGCAUCUGGCAGAAACAAUGAUACAGGUGGCCGAUCGCUUUGAUGGACCAUCUGGUGUGGACAGCGUGAUCCUCACCCUCCCAAAUCGCAUAUCAGAGGCCAUGCAAACCAUGAAUGAUAAUAUUGAGUCCAUCAACAGCAAGCUGUUCCAGUCGUGCGGCUCCCUCAGCGCCAGAGACACCAGCAGCACAGGGGUCGACGACUCCAUGAAGAGAGGGAAGGUUGUCGUGGAGGACAAGUUGGUGUCCGGCUCCAGCAAGAUGGACAAACUGGUGACAGAUGUAACCAUGAGACUGAGGGAUAUGCAGCCAUACUGGGUUUCCCUCCCGAGCAUUCUGUGCAGCGACAGAGUGGCCACUGGGACGGGAGCUGAGGACAAGUGUUGGAACGGCAUGAGCCGGGCCAGGUACCUUCCAGAGGUGAUGGGUGACGGCCUGGCCAGUCAGAUCAACAACCCCGAGGUGGAAAUCGACAUCACCAAGCCAGACAUGACAAUACGCCAACAGAUAAUGCAGCUGAAGAUCAUGACGCACCGCUUGAAGAACGCUCUCAACGGCCAGGAUGUGGACUUUCAAGACACCAGUGAUGAUGUCAGCGGUUCAGGGAGCGGCAAUUGCGUUGACGAAAUGUGUUACCGGGGCCCACGCCUCGUCGUCCCAGCCACACAGCCACCCAUUAUCUACCAGUACCCUCCAGAAAACAAGAAGGUGAAAGCCUCGGCCAGCCAGAACCUCCCAGGCAUCAGCAUUUACAUGCUUUCACUGAUCACUUUGCUGCUGCGGCGAUAAUUGACGGGGGGAAUCCACCAACUGGGACUGAGUUUGGGACACAGGGGUUGGGGAGACUCUGAAAAAAAAAGGGGGGAGAAAGGAGAAGCUGGGGGUUAGUUACUUUGCCAAAACUUAACAAGUAUAAGGAAACAACAGAGAAAAAAGAAAAUAAUUCACUUGGAUGGACUUCCUUUUGGUUUUUUGGAUUAGAACAAAAAAUGGAAUUUCGAGUAUUCAUAAAUGUUUCAGUUCUGCUCUUUUUCCUUUUGUUUCUUUGCUAUAUUACGACACCAUUAGAGCUGGUCUUCUUUGCAUCUUCUAAUGUUUUGUUUUCUGGUGUUUGGGUUCUCUGAGAUUAUAUCUGUACCUAAGACAUGUGUGAGACUAUAUUGUUAACAGUAUGUUGGUGUUGACGCCACGGGGAGAGGGAGAGCGGGGCUUUGAAGAGGUGCUCAGAUACAUAUAUUUGAUAUUCCACUCCUUUAAAAAGAAAAAGAGAGAAAAAAAAGCACUUCUGUUCGGUAGAAUUAUUUAUUUAUUAACAACUCAAACAAAACAAAAAAAAAAAACCCAGAGUGGUUUAAUAACUCGCAGAUAUUUAUAGAGAUAGAAACCUAAAUGAAAUAAAAUAUUGAUGACUUUAAAAAGGAGGAUAAUCUGGACAUGGCGACCCACUGGGCCUCUUAACGCAUUAAGCCCCACAGUAUCGCUCCAUGUGGCGAGGAUGAGAGCACUCCGCAUCAGCACUUUUUUGCCAUUUCAUCAUGUAAGCUGUAAUAAUAACCGUGAUCGCAUUCGCACCGACAUGAUCGUCUAAUGUGGGAGUAACGUGACCCGUCCGCCACUCCAUCCUCUCAUCCCUACCCCCUACUCCCUACCCCCUACCCCCGCUGAGGCAGAUCUCCCUCUCUCUCCAGACCCCGCUGGCUGUGUAGGAUCAACCCCGAGAGGUCUGGUGUAAGCAAAACACAUGCUGGGCCUGGGCACAGGUCUCAGAUGACAGCAGCCUCCCACUAUAGAGCGCUGUAUGUGGAACCGGGGGCGGUGGUGGGCGGUGGGGUGUCGGUUUUAAAGAUCGCACUUGCAGCAAAGGAUCGACAGUUCAUGACUUUUGAAAAACGGUGUAGCAGAACAGAAAUGUACACAGAGGCAGAACCACUGCUGUCAUGUAGCGCUUUUUCUUUUUUUUCCCCCUCCAGUAUUCUUUUUUUUCUGUGUUCACAGCAGAAGUGUAAUAUGCAUAAUUUUGUGUGCUCCCUGCGAAGGAUCAGUGCUCCUGUGAUUAGCAUCAUAAUUGCAACUACCAAUGUCGUUGAUUUUUCUGUCUAACUGCAGCAGUGAUCGCAGUGAAAAGCCACGCCGUGCACGUCUUUGAAUUGUACUGCUACUUGUAUGGCGGACACAGCAGUGUACAUACUUUUGAUUGCUUCUUUGUUGUUUUCUAAAACAAAACAAAAAAAAAAGAAAAAUAGCCAAUUAGGUAUCAAACAUUUGGGGACGGCCUGAAAACUGUAUGCUUUAACUCGUUUGUCACAGUGUAUCCAUACCUGCCUUCCGUUUUUUUAUUUUUUUUUUAUUCUGCAACUCUUCUAUAUCAGUGCCUCUUUUCUUCCCACCCCCUCACACCUUCUCCUCGCUCAUCAGUUAUGACGACCUUUAAAAGCGUUCGUCAUGCUUCUACAUGACGGCGAGGCAAUAUGACAAUGACACGGUGCUUCAUUACGUGUCAACCUUACUGGGAAUGUUGUGGGAACACGGCGAAAAAAAUAAAUAAAUAAAAAAGGCUUUUACCUGAUGAGAAGCUUGCUGGGGAGGAAACACAUACUGCAUUUUUUUUUUUUUUUAUUUCAAAGAAAACGUCAAAGCUCUCAUUUAAGAACGCCGUGUGCAGGAUGAUGGGACGACGCUUGCGUGUGCGUGUGAAUGUGAAUGCGUGUGCUAGUCUUUGGGUCGGUAGAGCAAAUGAGGGAUUGGACGACAGAGCCUUUAUAAAUCUUGUUUGGAUGGCACCGAAAUGAAAUAUGUAUUGAAAUGUAUUGGAAGUAAUUGCAUGACAGAGUGCUAUUCAACUGACAGCAAUGGGAGAUUAAUGUAGCUGGUUUGUCCCCAGAAAAAAAAAAAAAAGAAGAAAAAGAAAAUAAAUGGAAUUUCAACCUACGGCUGUAAUAACUCCCGGUCUGUGCUGAUGGUGUCUGUGCUCAUCAGUACUGAGCCUGUAGAUGACAGACAGGUUUAAGGUGGAGUACAGAAAUGGACAGUUGCACAUUGGGACAAUCUGUCGUAGUUCAUUUUAUGACAGUUGAUGACAGUGUAGUAGUUGGGGGGGGCCUUCGUCGAAGUUUGAGAAGCACAUCUGUUCGAUACGUAAUGACUGCUCUCAGAACGGUUGUUGUCACAGAUGUCACCUGACACCUUAUUUGAAAUGGUACUUCCUUUACUUUUUUUUCUACAUGCUUUAUUAACGGAUGAAUGUUUGCUGUGCGUCCGUGCAUUUGUUUUUCCUGUUAGUCCCUCCCCCCGGUUAAGAAAAUCUGCCUGUGACUGCCUUUGACACUUUGUCUCGUGAUGGGGGAUCGAUUGUGAGAUAUAAAAAAGUUAAAAAGUUAUCCGAUGCGCAUUUUGAACGAAUUGAAUAUACACUUUGAAACAAGAACAAUUAGCAAGAGCGCCGCGUGGUUCUCUCGUUUUUUUUGUUGGUAAAAUCUGAACAUGAAUGUGAACGUGCACAUUAAGCCCCUGUGGAAUAAAAGCAAAAGAGAAAUGACUCCAACUGUGACGGUGACAUUCCAAUUCAAAGACGACUUGUAACUCAUGACUUUCAGUUUCAAUGACUGCCUCACAAUGUCAUCGGCUGGAAUUUGCACAACCCCUCACCCCUUCUCUCCUCCCUCACCUUUUUUGAUCUCAUUAAUUUGUUGCUCAAAGUACCCCUCCCUUUUAUAAAAAAAAAAACCCUGCACUUUUAUGAGGCCAAUAAAUGGCGUCGUCUGCACAAAGACAUCACAAGAUGGUCGAUCGAUACGUGAGUCAACACCUUCCAGAAGCGACUAUUGAUUGGGGAUGUGUGUAUGCAGAUAGACAUGGCCCAGCAAGAUGUCUCCUGUUCAACUAUGGGGAAACAGUGUAAACACAAAGCCCCUGUGUGUGUGUGUGUGUGUGGGUGCGUGCGAGAGAGAGGCGGCGGGAGAAAGGUUUUGUCCGGAACGCUGAUCUCAGAUCAGUUCGAGCGCCUCGUACCUGCCCUCAUUCAUUAGGUGGCAAAAAAUGCAAAGCUGAUUAUCCCACCGUUUAAAGACGGCUUUAUUCUACACUGAGUUGAAUAUGAGAGGAAUCUCUUAAAGGUGCCAAUUUAUGAGGAAAUAAAAAAAAGUACUUUUAAUUUUUUUUUUCUUGUUUUUAUUUACUUGGAUUUGUUGUUAUCAGAAAAUCUAUGGAGAGUUUGUGCUUAUGGUAAAGAUAGAUGCCAGAAAGAGGAUGAAAAAUACAAAUGUCUCAUUUGCUGUUGUACCUGAAAUCUUGUGUCAAUUAUAUACAUUGUAAGAUUUUCAA